Aspergillus tanneri is the source of this 1758-nucleotide messenger RNA. It is a transcript of the gene rcoA, whose product is annotated as putative transcriptional repressor TupA/RocA. The record is from RefSeq and is a predicted model, not a curated record. The coding region runs from base 1 to 1758 and encodes 585 amino acids. NCBI's taxonomy places the organism in Eukaryota, Fungi, Ascomycota, Eurotiomycetes, Eurotiales, Aspergillaceae. Gene Ontology annotation, molecular function: protein binding. The transcript has 8 exons.
AUGUACAACGCACAUCGCGGGAUGGUUCCCGCUCCCAACUCCCGUCUGACGGAGUUGUUGGACCAGUUGCGCCAGGAGUUUGAAAGCCAGUCAAGGAGUACUGGCGAGUUUGAACACCAAUUAACUGGUCAGCUUCAGGAAAUGGAGAUGAUCCGACAGAAGGUUUAUCAGUUGGAGCAAGCACAGGUAAAGAUGAAGCAAGAUUAUGAAGCGGAAAUCCGAGUGCUGCGACAUGAGCUCGAGUCGCGUGGUGUCCAAACUGUCUCAUCUCAUAUCACCGCCCCUGCACAGCACGCCGGCCCUUCUCAGGCGCCCCCGCCUGCACUGGGUCAUGGCCCUAGCAAUCUGUUUGGUGGUAUUAUGACCAACCAAGGAGGUAGUGGUCCCGGCCUUGCCCCCCCCCCUCCCCAGGAUCAGCAGCCUCCCCAGCAUACCCUUCAACAGCCUGCUCCCGCGGCUCAACAAGGAGCGCCCCAACCGCCGCAGAGCUCUUUUGGAGGAUAUCAGCCUGGUGCUGCUGUGAACGGUUAUGGAGCACCCCCGCCGACCGCCUCACCUGGCCCCGGAAAAAGACCUCGCGCUCCUCCUGGUCCAGCAACUCCUCAGCAGACUCAUCAGUUGGCCUACCCGGAUCCUCGCGUGUCCCCUCAGCUGGCCCGACCUACCCCUCCCAGUCAGGCUGUCGUCCGUGAACGCCCGGGAAACAUGCUGGCUAAUUGGAAUCCUGACGACUUGCCUGCUUCGCAGAAGCGAGAGGGAGCCGAUUGGUAUGCCGUCUUCAAUCCUGAGGUACAGCGAGUGCUGGACGUCGAGCUUGUACACCAUCUCGUUCAUGACAGCGUCGUUUGCUGCGUUCGUUUCAGCAGGGAUGGCAAAUACCUGGCCACGGGUUGCAACCGUUCCGCCCAGAUCUUCGACGUGAAUACCGGCCAGAAUGUCGCCACUUUGCAGGACGAGAACGUGGACAAAAACGGAGAUCUUUACAUUCGCAGCGUCUGCUUCAGCCCGGAUGGCAAGUAUCUCGCAACUGGCGCUGAGGACAAGCAGAUACGGGUUUGGGAUAUUGCUGCUCGAACCAUCAAGCAUAUCUUUACUGGCCACGAACAAGAUAUAUAUUCCCUAGACUUCGCCGGCAACGGUCGUUAUAUCGCAUCCGGCAGUGGAGACAAGACUGUGCGUCUUUGGGAUAUUCUAGACGGGAAGCUAGUCUACACCCUUAGUAUCGAAGAUGGUGUGACCACCGUUGCUAUGUCCCCCGACGGUCACUAUGUUGCAGCCGGAUCGCUGGAUAAAAGCGUUCGUGUUUGGGACACCACUACCGGCUAUUUGGUGGAGCGUCUGGAAAGCCCCGACGGCCACAAAGACAGCGUUUACUCUGUUGCUUUCGCGCCCAACGGUCGGGAUCUUGUCAGUGGCAGUCUUGAUAAGACAAUCAAACUCUGGGAGCUCAACGUUGCCCGCGGCGCAUACCCCGCAGGAGGAGCCAAGGGUGGUAAAUGUAUUCGGACCUUUGAGGGUCAUAAAGAUUUCGUUCUCAGUGUCUGUCUGACCCCUGACGGCCAUUGGGUGAUGAGUGGCUCCAAGGACCGGGGCGUUCAGUUCUGGGAUCCGAUUACCGGGAAUGCGCAGAUGAUGCUACAAGGACACAAAAACUCGGUCAUCUCCGUUGCCCCCAGUCCUACAAACAACUUAUUUGCUACCGGUAGCGGUGACAUGCGUGCAAGAAUCUGGCGCUACUCGACGUAUACUGGACGGUGA